Molecule: messenger RNA, 2122 nt
Organism: Acanthoscelides obtectus
Lineage: Eukaryota; Metazoa; Arthropoda; Insecta; Coleoptera; Chrysomelidae
Source: the annotation of a GenBank genome assembly
GUGGGGGGAACCUUUAAACGAAUAGCUCAGUGAUAUUAGAUUUUGAAAUUACAAUGAACAAAGUGAUUCUUUUACAAAUUGAAAUUAUUACAUAUACUCAUAUAUAAAUAUUUGUUUCGAUGAGGCUGCUUCAUUAUGAGAACUAGGAAAUUAGGACUAUUUUGCAUCCGUGCUUUCACUUUGAGUUUACUGAUUCGCUUGAGUCUAAUUUUUUUGGGUUCCAACUCCUGUCACCUGUCACCACCGUCACUUAUGUGUCAUUUUAACAAAUGUUUUAUGGUGUAGAUGUUUGGUAUUUCUACUUCUACAACAAAUCCAACAAAUAACAAAAAAAUUUGAAACCGUCUGUCAUGCUUUUCUGAAGUAUUUUGAUAGUUAUUAAUAUAUUGCAUGAUUUCAAACAGUACAGCAAAUCAAGAAAUGGUAGCAGAGGCUACAGUGCCACAGUGCAACUUUAAAAUUGGCAGCAGAGUAGAGUGCUGUAGUUAUAUAGGCACUGUCAAAUAUAUAGGGCCUGUGGAGGGUCACCAGGGUACUUGGCUCGGUAUUGACUGGGAUGACUCAACACGAGGCAAACACAAUGGUACUGUAAAUGGAGUUGAAUACUUCCACACUUGGCACCCCAAAUCAGGAUCAUUUGUUAGAAAAGAAAAAGUAACUUUUGGACAGUCGCUCAUCCAAGCUAUUAAAAGCCGAUAUGGAUGUGUAGAAGAUGAUACAACAGCAAAGUUAAAUGAACAAACCAUGCUUAAGUUUCAGCAGGAUAUUAAUGCACCUUUUCUACAGUUGGUUGGUUUUGAUAAAGUUGCUGACAAGCAAAGAGAUUUUAAUUCCUUGCAAGUUGUAAGUGUCCGAUCCAUGAAUGUUAAUGGUAUAGGUGAGGCUAGUAAUGAAUUGAAAAGGCUCUUUCCAAAUAUUCGUGAAAUUGACCUGUCAAGAAGUUUGUUAUCUUCAUGGACAGAUGUUUUUUCCAUUUGUGCUCAACUUGAUAGUUUGAGUUUGUUGAAUGUUAGUGAGAAUAUCCUAGAGUUGCCGCUAAAUUAUGAAAAGUACAAAUUUCCGCAAAUCAGCAUGUUGGUAUGUGGUCAGAUGCAUCUAAACUGGGCAAAUGUAAAAAAACUUGCACAAGUGUUCCCAAGUAUUAAGGAGCUUCGAGUACCAUAUAAUAAUAUCACAGAUCUAAGUACACCCAAGGAAAACAACUUCAAGGAUCUCCAAACAUUGGACUUAGAUGGAAAUGACAUCAGGUUGUGGAGUAAAGUGAACAAGCUGAAGGCAAUAAGGAAUCUAAAACAUUUAAUUGUGGAAAAUAUAAAAUUGCAAAGCAUUCAGUUUGAGGAGGAUAAUACACCUAUAGAUGACUUUCCUAAUCUUAAUAUACUUAAUAUCAAUGAAAACCAGAUCAGUGAGUGGAGAUCAAUAGCUGAACUCAAUAAAUUACGGAACUUGGAACAUCUUCGCAUUUUAAAAAAUCCAAUUUUAGAAACAGAAAAGUUUGAAACUAGGAUAGAAAUUAUCAUUGCUAAAAUAAAGAAUUUAAAGACGAUAAAUGGUAGUACAAUAAAACGAGAAGAAAGGUAUGGUGCCGAAAUAGAUUAUUUAAAGAAGUAUGCCUUAGAAUGGAUAGACGUGCAGAAUAAUCCAGAAGCAAGGUCCAAAUUUCUACUAGAGCACAAUAGAUAUUUAGAAUUAAUAGAAAGUAAGUAUGAAAUAGGAGGACCUGGUAUAUUUUUCGUUGCAUGAAAAGUCUUAUGUUUUCAAGUUGUAUGUAUGAAUGGAGUGUAUCACAAAUCGUGUGGAGAUUCAUUAAUUUCGUGACGAACAUAUUAUUUGUACUGGGUGGGCCAAUAAUAAAGCACGCCAGCUGCAUUUCGGCAACCGCUCAACCUAGACGUGUCGGUUCAAAUUUGUUAUACUAAGAGUAGCCAAGGGAAAUUGCUGGAAAUUCUCAGCUUCCUAAAAAGGCCGCUAGGUGGCGUCACUCCUAUUGAAAAAAUUCAAAGAUUAUUUUGCAAAAAUACAUAAUCAGCAUACUCAUUAAAUACGCCAUCUAGUGGCGAUUUUAGGAAGCUAAAAGUAACUUCUAGCAGUUUCUCUUGGACGCUUCUAUUAUAAUUUUUUU